CUUUACGAAAGUUUGCUGGCUCAGCAACUGAGAAUCAACUCAAGUCCUGUGCGAAUGCCGAAAAUGACUAGUCCACGUCGCUCGCAGCGAUUGCGAUCUGGAAAGGGAGCGCAAACGUCUUCGGUCACAAAAGGUAAAGCAAGAUCUGUCUCGGCUGUCUCUUCGGUGGACCUCGAUUUCUUGGAAACCCAAAUCUCCGAGAAGCUUACCAAAAAGCUCGACAAGACUACAAGAACGCGACGCAAGAUUGCUUCGUCCAUAUCAUCAGGCUAUUUCACCGAAGAACAAACAGACGAAGAAGAUAGCGAAUAUGAGAAACAUCUUCAAAGAUCACCGCUAGACUCAGAAUACAGCGACAUAGAAAAUUUCACCGCCAAGAGGAAGGAGUCCUACGACAGCAGAUACGAGUCUGGAAACGAAGACUACGAGCUCAACGAUUUUGUCGUAGACGACGACGUCUCCAUCAAAAGUGAAAGUGACGCAACUAUCAAAGCCCAUUCACCUACCUACAAUACUCGACGCGCGUCCGCGAUUACGUCCACUCUAUCCGUUAUUUCAGAAGCAACGCGGCGAUCCAAGAGUAGCACCUCCUCGAGACUUUUCUUCUCUGAAUCAGAAGAUGGGAUACAGACGCUUGAUAUGAUGGCCUGGUUACAAUUAGGUAUCGCAUCCGAUGAUCCUGAGGACGUUGGCGAGGGCGUUGUGACGGAGCCAAGUGCGGAGGUGGUCGAGGAGAUAUCGGAUGCAGUGGCGAUGUUUUCGAGGCGAUGUAAUAGGGGGAGGCCGCCAAUUCGAUUGCGUCUCUCUUCGUUUGCUGGGAAAGAUGGUGAGGUCAAGGAAGCAUUGGAUAGAGCUGUGGAUUUGGGACUGGGGAGAAAGUUGUCGUUGCGGGAUGGGACUAAACUUUGGACUAUUGGACCGAAAACCAAGUGA
This is a messenger RNA of Periconia digitata, 933 nucleotides long. The record is from the annotation of a GenBank genome assembly. NCBI's taxonomy places the organism in Eukaryota, Fungi, Ascomycota, Dothideomycetes, Pleosporales, Periconiaceae.